CCCCGACAGCAUAAUGCAUAUAUGGGCAACAGCAAAGCACCUCCUCUCUAUUCAUACUUCGUGACUUCAAACAGACCAGCAUCAACCGUCCAUCCACAAUGAUGAACCUCACCAUCUUCACCAAGUCCACCCCCCACGCCCUCCGCGCCCUCUCCCUCGCCACCUUCGCCCCCGCCUUCACCAUCCUCCUGAUCUCAGGCAUCAUGCUCGAGCAAGUCAACCCCGCCAUCGGAAUCCUCCCGCUGUUCUUCUCCGCCGCCUUCGCCGCGCUACUGCUCGCCAACGAGCGGCGCUGCGGCUGCCAGGCCAGCGGACUCGCAGGCACGCCGCUGCACUUCAUCGCGGAUUUCGUGCUUGGGGUGGGGCUGGCGGUGUGUCUGGUGCUGGCGUGGGUGUUUGUAGGGUCGCGGAGGCGGCACGGGAUUGUGCUGGCGGUGUAUGGGACGAACUUCUUGAUCUGCAAUCUGCUCAUUCAUGGGUACUUCGUCUGGACGUUUCUGCGCGAUGCGGUGCAAGGGGGUCAGACGUAUCCGGCGAGUUGUCCGCAGUGUCAGGGUGGGAGUUUCUCGUUCACGGUCGGAGGGUACCGGAUCGGGCGAGACUACAGUUUUGGUGGUGGACUGAACGGUGGGAUGAAGAAUGGGUAUGCGCCACUUUUGGAUGGGGAUGGAGAGCCGAGAGUCAGCACUGAUGAGGGAGCGGAUGGAGCGGCGAGUAUGGUGUAAGCGUGGUGGUGGGUGUAUUGGGUCGAGGAGUUUGGGCCUGGCGUUAAUGGAAACUUGAUAUCUACGACUUAAUUAGAUCACGCUGCAUUGAACUUAUUUUGGCACACAAACAGAACUUCCAAGCUAUUCGAAUGUACCUCUGCAGAAAGUGCAACAGGUACGUGCUGAAGCGUCGUUUGGUACGACUUCAUUUGCUGGACGUUUCACGGCUCACCACAGUG
Boeremia exigua is the source of this 946-nucleotide messenger RNA. RefSeq lists its product as uncharacterized. The record is from RefSeq and is a predicted model, not a curated record. The transcript is spliced from 2 exons. Bases 99 to 725 code for a protein of 208 amino acids. Lineage: Eukaryota; Fungi; Ascomycota; Dothideomycetes; Pleosporales; Didymellaceae.